Molecule: messenger RNA, 1388 nt
Organism: Biomphalaria glabrata
Lineage: Eukaryota; Metazoa; Mollusca; Gastropoda; Planorbidae
Exons: 4
Coding region: 123-1238 (371 amino acids)
Biological process (GO): regulation of transcription by RNA polymerase II
Molecular function (GO): DNA-binding transcription factor activity, RNA polymerase II-specific; RNA polymerase II cis-regulatory region sequence-specific DNA binding; protein dimerization activity
Source: RefSeq, a predicted model, not a curated record
ACCUGAAAAUAAUUGAUAAAAGCAAGCAUAGUUAAAUAUACAGUUUAUAGACGCUGCUUUUAAAUGACGACUCUAAUGUUUUGUGAUCAUGGAUCCUAUAGAAUUUGCUUAGAACUUUUAAAAUGUUUACUGUAGUUGUCAUUGCACUGUGUGACAUGAGUAUAAGUGCAGCCCAUGACAUGACAAGUCCAAGAGCACAAAUCAAAUCUAUUGGUUCGUUUCCCGGCAGAGAAAUGUCUGACCAAACUUGGGAUGCUGUGGAUAGUGCUGAGGAUGAGGAUGUGUUUGUUGAAGACGAUGAUGACGAAGUAAACAUGUACAUGACAGAUGACAUCUACAUGUCAGACAAUCUCUACACAUCACACGACUUGGUGUCCCUUAAAACGUGCUCCUCUGAGGCAGAUUCGUGUGGUGGCCAGUCUUCACAAUCUAACAAGUGCACUCGGCUCAACGGCAGAUGUAAAAUUCCAUCCCCAGAAAACUGCCUGGAACACGAAGAAACCUCGUCUGACUCCUUCCCUAGGACAGGAAGCAUGCUACUAAACCAACACACCGGGGACACUCCGCGUGCCACGGGUACCGGAAGUCGUAAACUGGUUCGGCGCGUGUUCACGAACACAAGAGAAAGAUGGCGGCAGCAGAACGUCAAUGGAGCUUUCUGCGAACUGCGAAAACUUGUCCCCACCCACCCCCCUGAUAAGAAACUAAGCAAGAAUGAAAUUCUGAGGCUGGCCAUUCGUUACAUAGAUCUGUUAAAUAAAGUUCUACACUACCAACAAACUCAGCAAAGCUCCACACCAGCAGUAACUCGUGGAAACAAAAAAGCCCCAUACAAAGACUUAAGGGUAAAACUACGUCACGCAGAAGCAGACGCUGUGCAGAUCUCGGGGACACCAUCAGACGAGAUAAGCAAACUAAAACAAUUGUCCAGUAAACUCAACGGUUCGUCUCUUUUUGGGGAAACUCUAUCCGGGAAACGAAUGGGCGACACAAACCGUGAUGAGAACAUUGCCGAAGAUAGAGUCCUUAGUUUCGAACCAACCAUGGAUUCCUCUGCUUCAAAAGUGGACUCUCUUGGACUCGGUCGAAUUUCGUCUGCUAAAAACUAUGAUAUGCCCGAACGGAGACUAGUGGCCAUGAACUCAAAUAAGGUCAAUAGAGCCAGCGAAUUUAAGCAUAAAAAACUAAAGGCUAAAAAUAUCAUCUGUUCAUUUUCGAACAAAAACAAAACAAUGUGACGGAAAUACUUGUGAAAAUCUUCAGUUCUAUUCACACAAAAGUUUUGAAAUGAAUCUACGUCUAGUUGGAUUAGAUCUUUCAUUAAAUGUAGAACAAAGAUAUCAAUGUUUAUAGAAAUAAAAUGUCUGAAUAAAAUAUUAAUACAAAUA